AUGGGGCUGAUGGACAUCUUCACGUCCAUCAGGGACAAAGCCGACAAGUUUUUGAACGAGAAAAACAUCAUCACAGAUUUUCUCGGGAAACUGGAGGAAAAGACCGGAAUCAAGAAGAAGAUCAUCGCACUGGGGGCCGUGUCGGGGACCGGGCUGUACCUGGUCUAUGGAUACGGGGCGUCUCUUCUCUGCAACAUGAUCGGCUUCGUUUACCCCGCGUACUACUCAAUCAAAGCGAUCGAGAGCGAGAACAAAGAGGACGACACAAAAUGGCUGACGUACUGGGUGGUGUACGGCGUCUUCAGCCUCGGGGAGUUUUUCUCCGACAUAUUUCUCUACUGGUUUCCAUUUUACUACGCCUUCAAGUGCCUGUUCUUGCUCUGGUGCAUGGCUCCUGUUGCGUGGAACGGUUCUCAGAUCAUCUACAAUCGAGUCGUGAGGCCCGUGUUUCUCAAACACGAGGCCACGGUCGACCUCAUGGUGAACGACCUGAGCGGGAAGGCCAUGAGCGCCGCCGAGAACCUCACCCGAGAAGUUCUGUCGACUCUGGUGAAGAACAAGGCUCUAGUGGCUCCGUCAGACGCCAAAGAGUUACCCAGCUCCACAGACCCGACCAGUCCAGAGCCCAGCCCCGAGCCCGGCCCCUCGAAACCACGGAAACACGAGCGGUCACAUGACAAGUCACAUGACAAGUCACAUGACAAAUCAGAGAGGAGGCGCAAAGACAGCGAGGACAAAACUCCUUUCCUGGGUUAA
Messenger RNA from Periophthalmus magnuspinnatus, 756 nucleotides. RefSeq names its product receptor accessory protein 6 (gene reep6). The transcript has 6 exons. The record is from RefSeq and is a predicted model, not a curated record. The coding region runs from base 1 to 756 and encodes 251 amino acids. Lineage: Eukaryota; Metazoa; Chordata; Actinopteri; Gobiiformes; Gobiidae.